CUACACGCCUUUCUCCCUGCUCGCUGUGAAUCUUCCACGCUCGCAUCGCGUUCGCUCCUCGUCCUGGAGCCCGGGGAAGUUGAUUCAUCGCUGGAUAUGAUGUUGAUACUACCACUCCUCACCACUGCACUCGCCUUCGCCACAGACGUCUUUGCCAGGUCGACGAGUCGAAAUCCGAUCACAGCUCUUGCAAACGUGCAGAAUGCCACCAUACACACGAAUAAUGGCCGUAUACACCAUCUCUCGCACUUCGACCUGUCCUUCCACUUCUUCAAUACCUACGCCAAACUCUCGCUCGAGCCCAAUCACGAUAUUAUAGCAGAGGGAGCGACGAUAACUGUCAUAGGUUCCGACGGGAUCGAGCGUUCGGAGCCGUUGGUGCGCUCGAAUCACAAAGUGUACAAGGGCACGGCGUGGGUGUGGACACAGGCGGAGAAGUGGGAAAGAGCUGGCUCGGCGCGAGUCUAUGUGCAAAAGGAUGGUGUCCAUCCGACGUUCUCGGGAUCGUUUGCGGUGAACCACGUUUCGCAUCAUGUCCAGCUUGCGUCGAACUACAGGACGUCAAGGCAUGAGUUGGACCCGAGUAUCGAGGACAGUGAGGAUGAAUAUAUGGUGCUGUGGCGCGAUUCUGAUAUCUCGGCGCAUUCCAUGGGCCAUUCGGAGUUGAAGAGAGACGGACAGGAGAAGGCUUGCAGGGCGGAUACGUUGCUGUUCAAUACGGCGCCUGAGCAUCCUGUGUAUGCGCGGAUGUUGCGACGCGAUGAGAGCUUCUGGGCUGCCUCGAUCGAUUCACUCCUGGGCAAGCGCCAGAUAGAUGGCACCCCAGGGGGUAACUCUGCUGGUGUCAAUCUUGUCUCGACCAUUGGGCAGACGACUGGCUGUCCGUCCUCCCGUCAAGUUGCACUGGUAGGCGUGGCCUACGACUGCAAUUAUCUCGCCGAGUUCAACUCGAAUACGUCUGCCGUCAGCGACAACAUCAUCGACGUCAUGAAUUCCGCAUCGGACAUAUAUGAGAGGACCUUCAACAUCACUCUGGGUCUCAAGAGCAUAACUUCCUCACCAGCGUGUUCGUCGUCCUCGGGCAGUCCUGCCUGGAACGUGCCUUGCUCGCAGAAUAUCAACAUUGAACAGAGACUGAAUCUGUUCUCGCAAUGGCGCGGUGAGCAGUCUGACAACAACUCUCACUGGACACUACUUUCGACAUGUGCGACCGACUCUGCCGUUGGUCUUGCUUGGCUUGGACAAGCUUGCAUCCAGGGCUCGCAGGCGAAUGGAGGAAACAGUGCCGAGACUGUUGCUGGUGCCAAUGUUGUAUACAGGACUGGCGGUGGAGGAUCAGAAUGGCAGAUUAUAGCCCACGAAACUGGCCACACAUUUGGCGCAGUUCAUGACUGCACAAGUCAAACCUGUAGCGACGGUACAACUGUCAAUGCCCAACAAUGCUGUCCUCUUCAGAGCACCAGCAAUUGUGACGCCCAAGCACAAUUCAUCAUGAACCCCAGCACAUCCAACGGCAUCUCGGCCUUCUCCCAAUGCACCAUUGGCAACAUAUGCUCAGCUUUUAGUCGCCGCUCCGUCUCGACGUCUUGUUUCACAAACAACCGCGACGUGACCUUGGUCACCGGCCAGCAAUGCGGCAACGGCAUCGUCGAGGGCGACGAGCAAUGCGACUGUGGCGGUGCCGACAACUGCGGCAACAACGCCUGCUGCGACGGGGCAACCUGCCGCUUCAGGAACAACGCUGUCUGUGACGACGCCAACGAGCCCUGCUGCUCAUCCUGCCAACUCGCCUCCUCCUCAACUGUCUGCCGCGCCUCCACCGGCGAAUGCGAUCCCGAAGAAAGAUGUUCCGGCACCGCCGCCACCUGCCCCACGGACGUCCAGACCCCAGACGGCACAUCCUGCUCCAACAACCUCCAAUGCACCUCCGGCCAAUGCACAUCGCGCGACAUGCAGUGCAAAACAGUCAUGGGCUCCUACACCCAGGGCAACGACACCUACGCCUGCGACGACUCCUCCUGCAGCAUCUCCUGCGGCUCCCCCGAAUUCGGCCCGGGCGUCUGCUACGGCCUCAAGCAAAACUUCCUCGACGGCACCGACUGCGGCGGCGGCGGCCGCUGCCAGAACGGCCGCUGCGACGGCUCCUCCCUCGGCGGCCGCAUCUCCAGCUGGGUCGAGCGCAACAGGUCGCUCGUCAUCGGCGUGAGCGCCGGCGUCGGCGGCCUCCUCCUCCUCGGCAUCCUGAGCUGCAUCAUCGGCUGUUGUCGCCGUAGGAGGCGGUCGAGGAAGCUGAUACCUGUUGCCCCGCCCGUGUUGCCGCCGGCUGGUAUGGCGGGCUUCUACGGGCGUAGUAGGGGCGGAGGGAGCGCUGGUCGGCCGCAUGGGGGUAGUAAUACCGGUGCUGGUGCUGCGCACAUCGGCUCGUCGAGUCCUCAUCAUGGUAGUGAUAUGGCGUGGAGCGGGCCUGUGCCGCCGCCGUUGGCGCAUCGUGGUAGUAGUACGCGGUAUGCAUGACGUAUGUAGUAACUAAGGGGGUAGUUUUGGGGGAUUUGUGGCUGGAAAAGGGGAUCUUAUACAGCUCGUUGAAGCCUUGUUAUGAUGACCU
Messenger RNA from Pseudovirgaria hyperparasitica, 2605 nucleotides. RefSeq lists its product as uncharacterized. The coding region runs from base 97 to 2514 and encodes 805 amino acids. Gene Ontology annotation, molecular function: metalloendopeptidase activity. The transcript has 2 exons. Lineage: Eukaryota; Fungi; Ascomycota; Dothideomycetes; Acrospermales; Acrospermaceae. Gene Ontology annotation, biological process: proteolysis. The record is from RefSeq and is a predicted model, not a curated record.